Amborella trichopoda is the source of this 1411-nucleotide messenger RNA. It is a transcript of the gene ORP4C, whose product is annotated as OSBP(oxysterol binding protein)-related protein 4C. Lineage: Eukaryota; Viridiplantae; Streptophyta; Magnoliopsida; Amborellales; Amborellaceae. Gene Ontology annotation, cellular component: cytosol; membrane. The record is from RefSeq and is a predicted model, not a curated record. Gene Ontology annotation, molecular function: sterol binding.
AAAAUCCCCCUAUAAAUUACGCCCCUUUUCCAAUUUCUCUCUCUGCAAAACCGCUUAAAGCAUAUUAAAAAACCACUCUCAGCACUGCAAAACCGCUUUCAAGAUCAUCAUCCUUCUCAAUGGAAGACGAGAAAAGCGGUUUUGCAGAUGCCGUUUUGACUCCUCCUCUCUCUCUGGAUGGUGUUUUUGGCGUCGAAUGCAAGGCGCCAGGAAUGCUCUCUCGGAUUCUCAGCCUUUUCAAAACUGUGCGGCCAGGAUCUGAUCUUACACGCUUCCAGCUUCCACCUUUGUUCAAUAUGCCAAAGUCACAACUCCAGUGCGUUGGGGAAUCUGUGUAUUGUAUAUCAGAUGAUAUGUUGAGAAGAUGUGUAGAGGGAAAUAAUUCAAUGGAGAGGUUCAAAGCAGUAGUGGCAUGGAGUAUUUCUCUCAUUAGACCAACACCUUUUGGGUUGGUUCCAUUUAAUCCCAUUUUGGGAGAGACCCAUCAUGUUUCCAAGGGGAAUCUUAAUGUCCUAUUAGAACAGGUAUCUCAUCAUCCUCCAGUUACUGCACUCCAUGCUACGGAUGUGAAAGAAAGUAUUGAACUGCUUUGGUGCCACAACACUGUGCCCAAGUUCACUGGCACAUCUGUUGAAGCAUUUGUGAAUGGGAAAAGGCAUUUAAAACUGUUAAAAUUUAAUGAGAAUUAUGAGAUGAAUGCUCCAAACCUCCUCAUUACACUAUUCCCACUGCCAGGAGUCGAUUGGGUUGGAGACGUUUACAUCCAUUGCAAAGAAUCCGGCUUAGCUGCAAGCGUGUCUGUAGGUGGCUGGUCAGUCUUUGGGUUCAAAAGAAAUUCAAGGGGUGUCAGGGGAAAAAUCUAUUAUGAACCGGGUGGACAACCGAUCUACGAGUUUGAAGGUCGCUGGGACAAGCAAGCGACCCAACGAUCUUGUUGCAGGGCGGUGACGAUAAAGGAAAUUGGCACCGGGAAAAUGACGACUUUGUACAAUGCGAAGGAAGCCAUUUUUAAGCUGAAGACACCGGCCCUUCAGGAUCCAAAGGGCGUGGCUAAAACUGAAUCAGCUUUGGUCUGGUCCCAUCUGAUGAAAGCAAUAACGAAUAAAGAAUGGGACAACGCAAGGGACGCGAAAAAGGCAAUAGAGGAAAAGGAGAGGUCAAUAAGGAGAGAGAGGAUGAAGAAGGGGACUGUUUGGGUACCUAAAUAUUUCCAUUUAGUGAAAACUGAAGAUAACGCCUUCGAAGUUUUACCUAGACAAUCUCAAGUGCCCCCUGCCCCAAUUAUUGCUUCUUAGGAAGUGGUUCAUAUUUCUUGUAGUUUUUUUCUUUCUUAUUUUUUAUUUAUUUAAAUCAGAUAACAUUGCAAACUAUGAAUAGCGAAAUAUAGUGAAAUAUAGUUGUGCUUUGUCAA